AUGCAUCUGUAUCUGGCGUCCAGCGACCGUGAAUAUGUGGACCUUUCAGCCAUGGCCCUUGAACUUCAGAAGUUACACAGAAUGGAGUACGGCAGAAGAAACAAGACAGCUUUCAGGAUCCAAAUAGAGAAAGUGUAUGAAGCAAUCAUGAAGGAAUCUGGGCUGAAUUAUCUGGAGAGCAAGCACUUGUCUAAGAGAGCCAAGCACAGCCGCAACGACAAUGGUGAAGGCAGCAGCAGCAGCUCAGCGGAGUCAUCUGACACUGAACAUAUUCAGGAAAACACUCCCAUCAACCACAUGAACAGCUCUGUUACAUCUCUGUAUCGGAAGGGAAACCCUGACUCCAUUACCUGCUCACCCAGGAGAGAUCAGCCUUCUGCAAGCAGUGAUGUCAGCACAGCCACCCCCCCUCCCAGUGCAGGCACUGUGGUUUCCACAGGAGGCUGGUUCAUUGAUAAAGGGAGGGGCCCAGAGAAAAGCAACAUCCUCAUUGACCUGUGUGAUGAGGAGCCAAAAAGUGGAGCAACAAAUCAGACAGACGUGUCCAUGCUGGAGCCUGAGAAAUCUCACAGGAAGUCUAAAAAAAGGGCAAAGAGCUCAACUGAGACAGCCGAGCCUCAAACCUUGGCCAAAAAAGCUAAAUCCAAGUUACCUGAGCUGCAGUAUCCGACUCUGAAGUUUGACGAUGUAGGAGGUAAUGAAGACACAUUAACGGAGGUGUGUAAGCUGCUGAUCCACAUGCGUCACCCAGAGGUGUACCAACAUCUGGGAAUGGUUCCUCCAAGGGGCUUCCUCCUCCAUGGACCUCCUGGUUGUGGAAAGACAUUGCUAGCCCAGGCUGUGGCUGGUGAGCUGCAGCUGCCCUUGCUAAAGGUGUCUGCUCCGGAGCUGGUGUCUGGAGUGUCCGGAGAAUCUGAACAGAAACUCAGAGAGCUGUUCGACUUGGCUGUGAGCUCCUCUCCAUGCAUCCUGUUCAUAGAUGAAAUAGACGCCAUCACCCCUAAGAGAGAGGUGGCCUCUAAAGACAUGGAGAGGAGGAUUGUAGCCCAGCUGCUAACAUGCAUGGAUGACUUGAACAGUCUGACCGUGACAGCUCAGAUCCUGGUCAUCGGCGCCACCAACAGGCCAGACUCCCUGGACCCUGCCCUCCGCAGAGCUGGACGCUUUGAUAGAGAGAUCUGCCUGGGGAUCCCUGAUGAAGCAGCUCGUCUCAGAGUCACCAAAGUGCUGCUCAUUUGGCCUUUAAAUGACUUUCCUUUUUAUUUUCUGUUUCCAUGUAUUGUCCUGAUGCAUUGUGUGCUGGUUCAGCAGGGGGAGUUGUGUCACCUCCUGCACCUGCUAAAGUCCACUGACACACUGUCAGAGGAAGAGCUGGACAGCCUGUCCAUCCUUAUGUCAGACUUCCAGGCCUCCUUGUCCAGUAUCCAGCCCUCAGCCAAGAGGGAGGGCUUCGCCACUGUGCCUGACGUCACCUGGGAGAAUGUGGGGGCCCUGCAGGAUAUCAGAGAGGAGCUCACGAUGGCCAUACUGGCGCCUGUGCGUUCUCCUGAACAAUUCAAAGCGCUGGGUCUCAGUGCUCCAUCUGGAGUUUUGCUGGCUGGACCUCCAGGAUGUGGAAAAACACUGCUUGCCAAGGCAGUGGCCAAUGAGUCAGGCCUCAACUUCAUCUCUGUCAAGGGACCAGAGCUGCUCAAUAUGUAUGUUGGAGAGAGUGAACGAGCUGUCAGACAGGUCUUCCAGAGGGGACGCAACUCUGCUCCAUGUGUCAUCUUCUUUGACGAGAUUGAUGCUCUGUGUCCUCGUCGCUCAGGCCAUGAGUCAGGAGCCAGUGUGCGGGUGGUCAACCAGCUGCUCACAGAGAUGGACGGCUUAGAGAGUCGACGACAGGUCUUCAUAAUGGCUGCUACAAACAGACCAGAUAUUAUUGACCCUGCCAUUCUGAGGCCAGGUCGCUUAGAUAAAACCCUGUAUGUGGGCCUGCCACCUCCAACAGACCGCCAUGCCAUCCUGCUUACUAUUACUAAGGGGGGGACCAAACCUCAACUGGAGCAGGAUGUCAGUCUUGAAGAGAUCUCCUUUGAUAAGCGCUGUGAUUGCUUUACUGGGGCUGACCUGACUGCAUUAGUGAGAGAAGCAUCUGUUAAUGCCCUGAGGGCCUACCUCAAGUGCCAGAAUCCUCCAGCUUCCUCCUCUGGUCACACAUGCUCCGCUGGGUCUGUCGCUCACAUCAGAGUCAGUAAACAGAACUUUGAGGAUGCCUUCAAGAAAGUUAGACCAUCUGUGUCCAAAAAGGAUCAACGGACAUAUGAGGAGCUCAGAGAGUCCCUCAGCAGAUAACUACAGCUGACUUCACCAGCAGUUCCCCUUUUAAUUAUCCAUAAUUAUGCUAGUAGUCAUAUACACAUUUUCUAUAGUUGAAUACUGCUUUCUUCUUUAAUAAUAAAAAGUGUGUGGAAAACAAAAAUAAAUAAAUCUGGUGUGUUUUCUGAUAAAA
Molecule: messenger RNA, 2494 nt
Organism: Paralichthys olivaceus (Japanese flounder)
Lineage: Eukaryota; Metazoa; Chordata; Actinopteri; Pleuronectiformes; Paralichthyidae
Source: RefSeq, a predicted model, not a curated record